CUCUCUGCGGUUACCUUCCUCCUCCAUAUCCGACACGCUUCCUUCUUCACUUGUAUACUUCUGCAAACCCUCUCGCCGUCAAAACUGUCGUCGUUGUCGUCUCCUUUUGAUCAUGCGAAGCACUGCUGCCGUCGUCAAUGAAUCCCCCGCCGCCGAGACCUGUGGCGGCGGUCCUGGUGAGAUCAUGCUGUUUGGUGUUAGAGUAGUGGUGGAUUCGAUGAGGAAGAGCGUGAGUUUGAACAAUCUGUCGCAGUACGAGCAACCUCAUGAAGCCGCCGAUGUAAUCACUAACGACAGUAAGAACGACCUUGUUUCCGUUAAUAACAAAGAUGAUGUUGCUGCUGGUUAUGCCUCUGCGGAUGAUGCUGUUCCCAACGCCCGGGGGAACCGCGAGCGUGAGCGCAAGCGAGGCGUGCCUUGGACUGAGGAAGAGCACAAGCUAUUUUUGGUUGGACUGCAACAAGUAGGGAAGGGGGAUUGGAGAGGAAUUUCUAGGAACUUUGUGAAGACUCGCACCCCAACUCAGGUCGCUAGCCACGCUCAGAAAUACUUUCUUCGCCGGAGCAAUCUAAAUCGCCGUCGCCGUAGAUCUAGUCUUUUCGAUAUCACGACGGACACGGUCACGGCUGCUCCAAUGGUUGAAGAGCCAACGAAGCGUCAAGAAAUUGCCUCUCAAUCCCAUUCCUUUAUUCCAUCACCCCCACCUGAAAUUUCUAAGCACAAUGUAAUUCCAGUCGAGCAAACUUUGCCAUUUUCGUUUGGGCCAGCACCAUUAGCCACCACUCUAACCAAGAAUCUGAUGGAAAAGUGUGGUCCUGGAGAAGUGAACACAGAAAGUGAUGGAUCACUGAAGCUCGGCCUCAAGGAUUCCAUCUUUCCCUCUAAUCAGAAUCCAACCUCAACUGGUUUGAACUUGAAUUCAAACUCAGCAAUGGAGUCAUCAGCUUUGUCUCUUCGCCUUUCCUUAACAUCUGACCAGAGAGAGGCUUCAUCAAGACACUCAACUUUCCAGGCCAUGCCAAGUUUCAAUAAUGGUGAGGGCAUCAUAAGUGCAGCCUAAUGAUUUACAGACCGGGGAGAAGUUAUUGACAAUUAGAGGGAACGUGGCUAUAGACGACAGAAGUUAUUAGGUGACUGAAUCUGAUCCUAUCCAGUGCAGACCCGGAAAAAGGGGGUUGCUCCAUGUUUUUGAUGGCAUCUAUGUUAUCUAGAUUCUUGAUGAUUUGCUGUUCUUGUCGGUAGCUGAUACUGACUGAAUAAUGACACUGUUCUCUGUUAGAAAUGACUGUAUUUUGGUGGGUCUGGUCUCUUGUGGGUAUGCUUGUAGUUUGAAGGAUGGAAUAUCCAAGUUGGAUAAAAUGGGUGGUUGCGAUACUGUGAAAGAAGCGGGGGAGGAGGCAAAAUUCCCCUGUUUCUGUAUCUUCCAUUAAUUUUUUUUUUGUCAACGUUUGAAAGGAAUCUCUAAGAUCUCCACAUCCACAGUGAUGGGUCAUUAUGGGUGUUGUGUGUCUGAGGCCGUGUAUUUGUAUAUGUGGUAUGGGUUCUCUUCGUCUUAUCGUCCACAGCCUUCAUUGGAUGUAAAAACUCAUGUAAUACACUCGGAGUUUUUCAUUUCCA
Molecule: messenger RNA, 1617 nt
Organism: Cucurbita moschata (crookneck pumpkin)
Lineage: Eukaryota; Viridiplantae; Streptophyta; Magnoliopsida; Cucurbitales; Cucurbitaceae
Product: transcription factor MYB1R1-like
Exons: 3
Coding region: 113-1060 (315 amino acids)
Biological process (GO): response to auxin; response to gibberellin; response to ethylene
Molecular function (GO): DNA binding
Source: RefSeq, a predicted model, not a curated record